GUUUCCCUCCCUCUUGUGCUUCUUUUUCUAUAUAAACCAGCUUCACGAGGCCUAAGUUUCCAUAUAAAACCAUUAAAGCUAUGGUAAUGGAGAAGAGGGUUUUAGUUGUUAUUGCUCUAUCCUUUGCUCUGCUUCUUGGUUUAGCCCAGAGCUUCGAUUUCCUUGAAAAGGAUUUGGAGACUGAAGACAGUCUCUGGAACUUGUACGAGAGAUGGAGGAGUCAUCACACGGUUUCUCGAGACAUCACAGAGAAGCAAAAGCGUUUCAAUGUCUUCAAAGAGAAUGUCAAGUACAUUCAUGAAUUCAACAAGUUGGAUCAUCCCUACAAGUUGAAGCUCAACAACUUCGCAGACAUGACCAACCAUGAGUUCAGGAGCACAUACGCAGGCUCCAAAGUGGGUCACCACGCCAUGCUUCGAGGGCCUAAGCGUACUACUGGUGGCUUCCUGUACGAAAACUUUGAAAAGGUCCCUGCUUCAAUCGAUUGGAGGGCCAAAGGUGCCGUUAACCCUGUCAAGAACCAAGGCCAAUGUGGAAGUUGCUGGGCAUUUUCAACUGUGGUUGGGGUUGAGGCCAUAAACCAAAUCAGGACCAAGAAGCUCGUCUCCCUAUCUGAGCAGGAGCUGGUCGACUGCAGCAAGGGUGAGAAUGAAGGCUGUAAUGGAGGACUUAUGGAUUACGCAUACGAGUUCGUUAAGACGAAUGGAGGGCUCACAACCGAGGAAAACUAUCCCUACACAGCCAAAGAUGGGUUUUGUGAUGCAUCAAAGACGAAUGUACUCCCUGUGGUGACAAUUGAUGGACAUCAAGACGUGCCAGCCAACAACGAAGCUGCCCUGUUGAAAGCUGUUGCAAACCAACCUGUAACUGUUUCCAUUGAAGCAAGCGGCAAAGCAUUCCAGUUCUAUUCAGAGGGGGUAUUCAGUGGACCUUGCGGAACAGAGCUAGAUCAUGGAGUGGCGAUUGUUGGGUAUGGAACAACUGCAGAUGGGACUAAGUACUGGAUCGUGAGGAAUUCAUGGGGAGCCAAAUGGGGAGAGCAAGGUUACAUUAGAAUGCAGCGUGGAAUCCCAGCUAAAGAGGGACUGUGUGGCAUAGCCAUGGAGGCUGUUUAUCCCAUCAAAUACUCUUCUGAACAUGCUUCUCUCAAGGACGAACUCUGAGGAGUCAGCAGUCAGGACUGAGUAUUUCAUUUACGUACACCACCAUCCUAAGAUUGCAGAGAUUUGUCACUUGACACAAAUCUUGUAGCUUCUCUUGAACGUUAGCAUGCUUAGGUUGUAAAUGGAAUCCCUUAGAUUUCAGAGAAUGAAAUAAAAGUUUGUAGUUGGAUCAA
Messenger RNA from Macadamia integrifolia, 1336 nucleotides. Its product is annotated as vignain-like. The record is from RefSeq and is a predicted model, not a curated record. Gene Ontology annotation, molecular function: cysteine-type endopeptidase activity. Lineage: Eukaryota; Viridiplantae; Streptophyta; Magnoliopsida; Proteales; Proteaceae. The coding region runs from base 81 to 1163 and encodes 360 amino acids. Gene Ontology annotation, cellular component: lysosome. The transcript has 4 exons.